This is a messenger RNA of Sarcophilus harrisii (Tasmanian devil), 3562 nucleotides long. It is a transcript of the gene SEMA7A, whose product is annotated as semaphorin 7A (John Milton Hagen blood group). Gene Ontology annotation, biological process: positive regulation of ERK1 and ERK2 cascade; semaphorin-plexin signaling pathway; integrin-mediated signaling pathway. The transcript has 14 exons. Gene Ontology annotation, cellular component: external side of plasma membrane. Gene Ontology annotation, molecular function: semaphorin receptor binding; chemorepellent activity; integrin binding. The record is from RefSeq and is a predicted model, not a curated record. NCBI's taxonomy places the organism in Eukaryota, Metazoa, Chordata, Mammalia, Dasyuromorphia, Dasyuridae. The coding region runs from base 1135 to 3243 and encodes 702 amino acids.
GUCAGGGAGAGUACAAGGAGACUGAACAACAGUCAGCAUGCUUGGGCAGAGGUAGUGUGCAGAGAAUGCCGGCUUCAAAGCCAGGAGGACAGGUACAAGGUCAAGACAAAUCAACCUUUUAAAGCUCUAGGAAACCCUAAAAGUUGCACAGAUAGUCUUGGUCUGCCUGGUUAUGUACGUUUUAUUUUGACUCCAACCCUAAGAUCAGAUGUCGCUUCCUCAGUGUAGGGCACAUCCACCCAGGAUCUCCCUGAACCAGAGCAGACUAGCACCUUCUCCGCAAUUAAGAGACUCGGGCUGCCUGGGGGCACGGAGGAGUUGAGCGACUUUACCACUGUCUCCUAAACAGGCCGGCUACAGUCCUUGACGUUCCUGAUCCAGUGUAAUGUAAACUAAUGUAGACUUGGGCAAGAGGAAGGCACGACUGCUCAGUGUGUGUGUGUGUGUGUGUGUGUGGUAAAGGGAUGCUGCUGUGAAAUUGUCCAUUUGUUAAUAAUAAGAGUCGGGUCAUCACCAUCAUCAUCAGUUUUACAGAUGAGGAAACUGCAGAAUCGCAAGCUCGUGAUCCGAAGCGGGACUCGAACUCGGAUUUCCCGGCUGGCGGAGCAGUCGCUGUCUUGGGUUAAGCUGGAAGUUUGGAGAGCGUUUAGGAGCGUUUGUAUUUCUCCAGCGCCGGUGAGGCGACCCCCACUCCUCCCGCGGACCCGGGGAGCCCCCCGCUCCUCCUGCCGUGUCACAGUCUCGGUUUUCCCAGGCCGGCACCUCGCGGGGGGACGGCUGGUGGAGCCCCGGAGUUUUCUCAGCUAGGAGGCUCCCCGGGGAUUCUAGCCCCGCUUGGACGCGCGGUCUGGUUCCGAGCUUAGGGCCCCAUUGACUCCUCUGGGAGGCUCGCGGCGGGAUUCGGGGCGCCCCCCGCCCCCCCGACCCGGCCCCUCUUUCUGUCCCAGGUGGCCGAAGCCGGGGAGAGGACGGCCGGGCCGGGGGGAGGGGACGGUGCUUGCCCGCCUGUGACUCCGCCCCCAGCCUUGGGGUUGGUCUGGUUGGGCUGGCAGAGCGCUGCCUCCAGUCGCUCGCUCGCUCGGGUGGCGCUAGCUCUCCCGGCUCCCGGCCCCGCCGCCUCAGCCCGCCCGGGCCAUGACACCGCUGCCGCAGCGCCCAGCCCGGCGCCCCGCUCCCCCGCCGCGCGCCCCGAGGGCUGCCAGCCCGCCGCGCCUCCCGCUCGGGCUGCCCCUGCUGCUGCUGCUGCUCCGAGCCGCUCCCUCCGCCGCCGCUGCCCCGGACCCCGCCGACAGCCGCCCCAAGACGAGCCCCCGCAUCACCGCAGCCUGGAAAGGGCAGGAGAGUUACCGGUUCCCACAGCCCGAGCCCCACACGGUGCUGUAUCACGAGCUGGGCAGUGACUCUGUCGAGGUGGGCGGCCGAGGGAAGCUCUACCAUUUUGACUUCAUCCAGGGGAAAAAUGCCUCAAUGAACAUGGUGUACAUCGGUCCCAAUAAAGCAUUCUGCCAGAACCAGCUGGACUGUGAGAACUACAUCACCCUUCUGGAGAAGCAGGCGGAAGGGCUGCUCAUUUGUGGGACCAACGCUCGCCAUCCCAGCUGCUGGAAUUUGGUUAACAAGACCAUCACUCUGCUUGGGGAAAGGCGGGGCUAUGCUCCAUUCACCCCCGAUGAGAAUUCCCUGGUCCUGUUCAGUGAUGACCACGUGUAUUCCACAAUCAGAAAGCAGGAAUACAACGGCAAGAUCCCAAGGUUCCGGCGCAUCGGAGGAGAGCGGGAGUUAUACACCAGCGACAUGGUCAUGCAGAACCCACAGUUCAUCAAGGCCACCAUCAUCAACCAGGACGAAGCCUACGAUGACAAGAUCUACUACUUUUUCCGGGAAAACAAUCCCGACAAGAACCCUGAGGCCCCCAUGAACGUCUCCCGGGUGGCCCAACUGUGUAAGGGGGACCGAGGUGGCGUGAGCUCCCUGUCUGCCUCCAAGUGGAACACCUUCCUGAAGGCCAUGCUGGUGUGCAGUGACCCAACCACCAACAAGAACUUCAACUGGCUGCAGGACGUCUUCCUGGUCCCAGAUGCCUCGGGGGACUGGCGCGCCACAAAGGUCUACGGGGUCUUCUCCAACCCCUGGAACUACUCGGCCGUCUGUGUGUACUCCAUCGGCGACAUAGACCGGAUCUUCCGGACAUCCCCACUCAAAGGCUACAGUGGGGCGCUCCCCAACCCACGGCCGGGCAAGUGCCUUCCAGACCAGGAACUGACACCCACAGAGACCUUCCAGGUGGCUGACAGUCACCCCGAGGUGGCCCAGAGGGUUGAGCCUUUUGGGGAAAAGAAGACCCCCCUUUUCCACUCCAAAUAUCACUACAAGAAAGUCUUAGUGCAUCAAAUGCAGGCCAGAAACGGGUCCACCUUUGAAGUUCUCUACCUUGCCACAGACAAAGGAACGAUCCAUAAGGUGGUGGAGUCAGCCUAUGGUGCCUUUAACAUCAUGGAAAUCCAGCCCUUCCAUCACCACCCAGCCACCAUCCAGUCUAUGACCCUGGACAACGUGACGAUGAAACUGUACGUGAACUCUCAGUGGGAGGUCAGCCAGGUGCCCCUGGACCUCUGCAGCGAGUACCGGGGGGGCUGCCAGGGCUGCCUCAUGGCCCGGGAUCCCUACUGCGGCUGGGAUGACACCCACGGCCAGUGUGUCUCCAUCUACAAGUAUAAAGGGCCUCUGUUACAGGCUCUGGGGCCCAACGAGCCUCACACAGAAUGUCCUUCCUCCAACUUGGGGAAGGAGCAGGACAAGGCGCAGAGCGUGACCCUGGCCCGGAACGCGCGCUACUACCUGACGUGCCCGGUGGAGUCGCACCACGCCACGUACUCGUGGCACCUCGGGGACAAGAAGCUGCACCGCUGCGAGCCGGGCUGGCCGAGCUCGGACUGCAUCCUGUUCAUCGAGAAGCUGACGGACGAGCAGUUCGGCCUGUACCGCUGCCAGGCCCAGGAGGGCUCCUACAGCCGCGUGGCCGUGGCGUGGGAGCUGCGCCGGGAGGCCACGGCCGAGCACCUGCUGAUGGGCGCAGCGGCCGCGCAGCCGCUGCCGGGCCUCCUGCUGCUGCUGCUGGCCGGCGCUGCUGGCUCACUGAGGCGCGGGGCCCCGGGGCCUGCCCCCCCGCCGCUUCCGGGGGGCGCCCUCGGGCCGCUGCCGAGGCUGGGGCCCCACUUUCUUCCGGGGAGCGGACGUUUCUGAGCCAUAGGCCCGCUGGGAGGCGGGCGGGGGCUGGGGCACAGAGGCCCGGGGGUGCCCCGGCGCAGGUGGGGAGGCGGAGCGGCCCGGGCUGGGCCCACUGGCGCCCCCUCCCCCCGAGGGCGUGAAGGGUGAGCGCCGAGGAGAGCCGCCCCCGGGGGUCCCGGGGACACGGGGGCAGCGCCCGCGGACAGAAAGCCGGGCUCGGGGGUCCCCCGUCAGGGGCCGAAGGGAAGAGCUUGCCAAAGGUGAAUCUUAGCUGGAAACUACACUGACUAUGCAUUGGGGGGGUGGGCGAGGGGCCGGGGAGAGCGGCCCGCCG